Molecule: messenger RNA, 8603 nt
Organism: Athene cunicularia (burrowing owl)
Lineage: Eukaryota; Metazoa; Chordata; Aves; Strigiformes; Strigidae
Gene: THSD4
Product: thrombospondin type 1 domain containing 4
Exons: 18
Coding region: 147-3230 (1027 amino acids)
Biological process (GO): extracellular matrix organization
Cellular component (GO): extracellular matrix
Molecular function (GO): metalloendopeptidase activity
Source: RefSeq, a predicted model, not a curated record
AAGACAUGGAGAGAGACAAAAGCAAUUGUUUAACUCUGGCAUUCCCCUGAAAGAGAUACUCAAGAAGGAUUUGUGUGUGAUCAGCAUUGUGCUGUACCACAGUGAAGAGGUAUUUUUCAGUUCAAGACACCUUACAUUAAAGGAUCAUGGUAGACAGUUUGAUAGUUUCUUUGAGACUUCUCAGUUCCCUAGCAGUGCUGGGAUUUCAGUUUGUCAUCCCACAGCCUUCCAUUGAACACAGAAAGGUUCCCCAGAGGAUAGAAGAGCAAAGAGAUGCAUCUGAGGAUAGCAGUGCAGGAAUCCCAGGCAUGUGGGGAAGUUGGGGCCCCUGGUCUGCCUGCUCUCGGAGCUGCAGUGGCGGUGUGAUGGAGCAAACGCGGCCCUGCCUCCCAGCCUAUUACCGGGAAAGGGGGUACCGACGGCCGGGGCGGCAGUACCCGGCCUCAGAGAGAACUCUUGCUCAUCAGCACUCCCGCCACCGCGAGGACUCGCUGACUGCUUAUCCUGGCCACAUCAUUUCUGCCAUCCGUACAUCUGUGCCGCUUCACAGGAAUGAAGAGCAGCUUUGGGCCGGCCUUCGGGCCUCUGCUUCUUCCGGAGGCCAUAAUAACAGCCAUCUGAGCAGAGGAGCAUUGAGAGGCAGCAGGCAUUCUCAGUCCCCCAGGCAGAACGCCAAGCCAGAAAAGAGAAGCAGAAACAGAAAUCCUAUUGGUCCAGGAAAGUAUGGAUAUGGAAAAGUGCCAUACAUUUUACCUUUACAAACUGAUACUGGUCAGCAGCCUCAGAAACUUCGGAGGCAGCGACAGUCUUCGAGGAACCAUGUAUUUCAUCAGAGUCCAAGUCUCAUGAACACUUACAGCCAGGCAGCUAGUCCUUCACUUCAACAUGGAAAUCUUUAUCAAGAAGAAAGUGAGCCUCAGGCUGGACAUCAAGUCCUGGGACCCUCAGUUUAUCAGUCGUCUUCGUUUCCUGUGUCUCAAAGCCUGUUUCAUGGCAGUGACUCAAACCACCAUGGGUCUGCAUCACACCACGCAGUCCAGGGUCAGCCCCAGCCUCAAAGGGCUGCAGCGAUUGUAUGCAUUGGCACCUACAAGCAAUAUAAACUCUGCAACACAAAUAUGUGUCCCGAAAGCAGCAGAAAUAUUAGAGAGGUGCAGUGUGCAUCAUACAAUAACAAACCAUUUAUGGGUCGAUUUUAUGAAUGGGAACCUUUUGCUGAAGUGAAGGGAAGUCAGAAGUGUGAGCUGAAUUGCCGUGCGAUAGGUUACCGUUUCUAUGUGAGACAAGCUGAAAAGGUGAUAGAUGGGACACCCUGUGACCAAAACGGAACUUCAAUCUGUGUGGCGGGGCAGUGCAAGAGCAUUGGCUGUGACGACUAUCUGGGUUCAGACAAGGUGAUUGACAAGUGUGGAAUAUGUGGAGGGGACAACACUGCUUGCAAGGUUGUGUCUGGAGUUUUCAAACACACGCUAACAAAUCUUGGCUACCACAAGAUAGUGGAAAUUCCUGAAGGAGCUACUAAAAUCAACAUUACUGAGAUGUCAAAGAGCAACAACUAUUUGGCGCUGCGGAGUCGAUCAGGACGGUCCAUCAUCAAUGGAAACUGGGCAAUUGAUCGACCUGGGAGAUACGAAGGUGGCGGGACAAUGUUCACUUACAAACGCCCUAAUGAAAUCUCCAGCACUGCAGGAGAGUCGUUUUUAGCUGAUGGUCCAACAAAUGAAGUCCUUGAUGUCUAUAUGAUACAUCAGCAGCCUAACCCAGGUAUACACUAUGAGUAUAUCAUUCCAGGAGACAAUGUUAUCAGUCCUCAGUUGCUUGCUCACAGGAGGCCAGGGGAGCCCUUGAAUGGCCAGUUAGGAAUGCCAGAAAGUACAAAUCAAGAGGAUAAGGAUUUGCAUAGGGAGACAGACACUCUCACUGGACAGUCAACUGGAACUUUUCCAGCUAUUCAGCCAGGAAGAUUUUCUUCUCAUCAGCCAGAAAACCAGGUACCUGCUGUGCAACCACCAAGACAAAACCGAGAACACAACUGGAAACAGACUGGAAAAACUGAGUGCACUACCACAUGUGGGAAAGGGUCACAGUACCCAGUUUUCCACUGUGUCAACAGAAUCACUCAUGAGGAGGUAUCUGAGAGUUACUGUGACAGCAGCACCAAACCUAUUCCAGAAGAGGAGGCCUGCAACCUCUUCCCAUGUCCAGCUUUUUGGGAUAUAGGGGAGUGGUCUGAGUGCAGCAAAACAUGUGGCCUUGGUAUGCAGCAUCGACAGAUCUUAUGCCGACAAAUGUAUGCCAAUCGGACAUUGACCGUUCAGCAGUACCGCUGUCAUCACCUGGAGAAACCAGAGACAACCAGCACUUGUCAGCUGAAGAUCUGCAGUGAAUGGCAGAUUAGGACAGAGUGGACUUCAUGUUCAGUGCCUUGUGGAGUGGGGCAGAGGACCCGAGAUGUGAAAUGUGUCAGCAACCUUGGAGACAUUGUUGAUGAUGAAGAAUGCAACAUGAAGCUGCGGCCAAAUGAUAUUGAGAACUGUGACAUGGGUCCCUGUGCUAAGAGCUGGUUCCUUACAGAGUGGAGCGACAGGUGUUCUGCAGAAUGUGGUGACGGAGUCCGUACGCGUUCAGUGGUUUGCAUGACGAACCAUGUCAGCAGUUUGCCCCUGGAAGGCUGUGGCAACAACAGACCCUCUGAAACAACUCCCUGUAAUAAUGGACCCUGUGCUGGUAAAGUGGAGUGGUUUGCUGGGGCCUGGACACAGUGCUCUACUGAAUGUGGCAGUGGAACUCAACAGAGAGAAGUCAUUUGUGUUAGGAAAACUGAAGGUAAUUUUGAUGUUUUGAACCCCUAUGAAUGUUCAUAUUUGGAAAAACCUCCAAGCCAGCAAUCCUGCUACCUCAAACCCUGUGGAUCUAAGUGGUUUCAUACAGAAUGGAGCACAUGUUCCAAAUCCUGUGAAGGAGGAUUUCGGGUUCGAGAGGUACGAUGUCUAUCAGAUGACAUGAUAGCCAGUACUCAGUGUGAUCCACAGCUUAAACCUGAAGAAAAAGAACCAUGUAACACACAAGAUUGUAUCCCUGAAAUAGAUGAGAACUGCAAAGAUAAAUACUACAAUUGCAACGUGGUGGUUCAGGCCCGGCUCUGUGUCUACACCUAUUACAAAACAGCCUGUUGUGCAUCUUGUACACGUGUGGCAAACAGACAAUCAGGGUUUCUAGGACGUAGAUAACAAAUACUCUUCUACACAAAGCGGCAAUGUCAGUCUUCAGAUGGAGCUUGAACAGUGUUACUGUUUUGACUACAGCAGGUUUUAGCUUCUUAGAGAUGGUUUUUUAUAUUGCUGAGUACGUCAAGACUAUGGUUAAAUCUUGCACCCUUUCAGUUACAGUUAUUGUGCAGUUAUCUUUUUUAAAAUGUUUGUUUUGUAAAACCAUGAUCUUUUUAAAGCAUUAAUUUUUAAUGAGACUAUUAUUUGCACCUGCUCAUCAGAUAAUUAUUUAAAGAAUAUAGCAGCCUUAGUAUUGUGAAAUUAAACUAAAUCAAUCACAGGCAAUUACUGGAGAUAUUUGACCAGUAUGGAUGCAGCUGCUGCAUUACUUCCUGGGUGCUUACUUCUACUUGGUAUUUUGGAAUGCUUUAAAUUAGAUGACUAAAUCAAUGAAACAUACACAUGAGAAAAAUUACUUCACAAAGAACCAGACCCUUGAAGACCCAUUUAUCAUCAGUUUCUUAGCACUCUUAACAUAUAUUUUUAAUUACUUCUGUCCGUUCAUAAUAAAUUAGAGUCACUGUUAAGCUCUCUCAAUUAUAAUUUUAACUAACUUCCUGUCCUCAGGCAGCAAAUAUAUAUACACUUGACUGCCAAAAAGUGCCUUUAUAUUUAAUUCAUAAACUCUUGAAGUUACACUUUUCUAAUUUUGUAUGGAUUUUAAAAUACAUUACCUACCAGAGUGCCACUAGUGUCUAGCCCUUUAAGUCUUUAACAACUGCAGCUGUCAGUGAGACAGAUUUACCAGGAAGGUGAAGAGCCUUUGCUGGUAUAAAAAAAGUGAUUGUUUCCAUUGGCAAGGUCUCUUUCCUGGAGGGCAGUUAUUUCAGUGAACUGAUACCUUGUCACUGCACUAUUGCUUAACAACUACCAUACCAAAGUACUCUGUCCAGACUUACUCUGGAUAUGUCACCAGUUUCUGGAACAACCACCAAAGGAUGCAGCCUUUGCGCUUUAUAGUAGUCUGUUACUCUUGGUAUCAGGCAGCAGUGUGAGUGUAGUAGCCGAGUAUUUAUAAAAAGGUCUUUGCUAUUGACAUUCUUCAGAUUUUGAUCAGUUAUUACAACAUACUUGACUUUUACUAGUCAAUGUUUCAUCCUGCAGGUCUAUUCACAUCAUUCCUUUUCUACUACUCAAGAAUGGCUCCAAACUUGGAGCUGAAUUUAGGUGGUGAUUUCUCAUUUCUGCAAUUACUGUGCACGGCCUUGGGACUUGCUAAAAGCAAAUAGAAUGUGGUAUGCAGUGCAGAUUAAAGUGUUUGCAUUAUCUGCACAUUCUUUAGCCUUUACCUGAUGGGACUUUCAAACAUGUAAAUAAGGCUGAGGGAGAAAAUAAACACCUUUACUUAUUCAGCUGUUUAUUACAGCAUACUCCUUGUAAAUUAGUGAUACCCAACUAUGCAUCUAUUACUAAGGUGUCUGUUGUCUGAGUUGAAAACCAAUUUUAAUAAUCUGUGUUAAAUCACUCCCAAUGAUGUGAUAAAAAUGUGAUUAAGGUAUCCUGCUACUGAUGAAGAGCCACAUUGUGUAGUCUUUUCUUCUUACGGCUUCGAUGAAGAGGGUGUAGAAGAGAGACUGGGGCACUAGGAGGCAAAAGUUGCUGGGUGUAGUGCUAGCCACAUCAGUCCGUGUGCUGGAAGCCACAGGAAGGUAGAACUCCUGUAGUCUAAAAGCUGUGUGGGAUUGAGACAAACCUUAAAUUUUUUGAUUCAGUCACUUGCGAAAAAUAUAGUUCAGACAUGAUGAACUACUACUGUUUGGCUAAGUGAAAUGAAGAAGUGUUUUCCCUAAAAUUUGUAGUUACUAUUUGUGACUAUAAAACAGUAAUACUGACUUUUUGCUGUAAUUAAUUGAUGUAAAGCUGUUAGAAACAGAAACGCUUAUUAGAAAACGUUUCAUUUGAGUUCGUGAAUCGUUCACAGUCCUAUUCCCUUGUAUGAAGAUUUAUCCAGGAAGAUAACUUACAGAUUUUUGAUCAUACUAUAUUUCUUAGAUUCUUGACCAAAGAAUGAUAUGGAAAAAGUGCAGCAUAAACAACUCUGGAAUCCAGUAUUUGUAAAUAGAGGUUUUCAUCUGGAUUAUCUCGUGGCAGCAAAUCUUGACAUACAGUAUAUAAUUUUUGCUGUUGUCGCUUUUGUCCCAAGGAGGUGUAUCCUUGUGGGAAAUACCUGUUCCAUAAAAAGGCUUUCUGAAAACCACAAGACAAAUGAAAUGCAGGAGGUAAUCAGGUUUGCAGUCAGUUCAUAAAAAAUAAUCUGCUUUGCACACUUUUGGCCAUGAGACAGUGACGGUGCAUAGGUGAUUCUGGUGUUUUAUAUAAUAUGUUAUUUUACUCUGAAAUAUAUAGCCAUUGGGUUAUUUUACAAAGGUGAUCAUCUUGAGGGCUCCAUUAAGCUGCCACUGAAGUAAACAGAGUUCAUAGGAGCUAAAUAUCAAAGAAUAUAUGCAUACACAUUGCAGUAUAACCCUGUAUUACACCUAAGAUACACAGCUUUGUGAAUUGAAUGCAGAGGGUUAUGGUCAUACAAACUGUACUUUUUUAGUGAAGGGACAGUCUUCAGAUAUACCAGAUAAAACAGAAAAGAUUGUUUCAUCUAAUUAAACAUCUAAUGAUAAGGAAAUUGUCAGAAUGUUGCUGAGCUUAAUCGUUUAUCAUCUCUUCUCACAUGUCAGCAUAAUCAAAAUAGUUGUUCCUGCAAAAUGAACUAAUGAACUCAUUUUCAGCACUUUGAUGUACACACAAAGUGCUACACUAGGAUUUCACCAUCACAUCAAGUGCACUUUUGAAAUUGUGACUGUAGCAAGUGUUUGUUUUAAUACAGCAGUGCAUCAAUUUAAGAAAAUACCUGCAGAGGGCCUGAUUUUCCUUUCACUGUAAAUCAGAGGUGGCCUUAAUGAAUGCAGUAGACUUAGAGCAGGUGUAAAACCAAUAUAAGUAAGAAAUGAUGCAGGCUUCUGAGUUUGAAUGCUUUAAUUUCUUUUUCUGAUAUUUUAACAUCAGUCAAAAUCCUGCAGAAUGGUGGGGAAAAAAAUGCUUCCUUGCCUUAAAGAUUUUCACCUUAUACAAUCCAGUAAGACCAGAGUAAGUGUAGGAGGACUGCUGUAGAUCGUUGAUUGGUCUGAGCAGUCUAAUUGCUUAUAGGGCUAAAAUCAGCAUACAGCUUUUAUGCCUUGCACAUAGGCAUCUGGCCAAAAUCUGUUCCAUCCAGAGCAGACUCUGUGUCUCAAAGCACUUUUCUUCUGGAAUUGAGGGCUGCUGUUGCAGUUGUUUAUCAAGUUAUCAAGGGUCCAUCAGGGCUUGCUAGCUCCUGUGCAAUGUCAGAUCCAAGCAUACGUAGGUUGAAUUGCUUGUAUAUAGCAACUACAUGCCAAGUUUGAGAGCACUUAUUAGCAGUACUGAAUCCAUGGAGCUCUCCCUCUCACUAGCUGAGGAAGAUGUGGUGGAAGCAUGAGGGUUGCUUCUGUGGGAGCAACCCUGGGUCUGACUUGGCCAGCAGUGAGACAGAGUUAGUAUUUGCUUUAGUGUCUCUGACCUUCAGUCCUGAGGGCUCUGAUUUAGGAAAGAACUUGUUAGCAGGCAGUCGAAUGCUGGGGAGCGCAGUGCAGGAGACAUGGGUGUUCCUGCCAGCCUGCGAGCUGUGAAGUCCAGAUGUAGUGUGCACCCACCGGCUCGAUGCAGGACUACCUCAGUAUCCCUGCACAGGGAACUAGUGUCUUCCUCAUUACAUGCAUAAUUGAUUUUCUUUUUUUUUUUUUUUCAAUACUUAGGAAAAUGGAGAGCUUUAUGUAUGAAGAAAGCAGUGUUUAAUGUUGUUGGUUAGAUCCCACUUUUAUGACAAUAUGCUGCAGCUCAGUUUGGUCCUUUUAUACAGAAAAAACCCCAAUGUGUUGCAGAGCAUGUUAAGUUAAUGACAUAUUAAUGCAAAGACAGAUUUUAGGUUGCUUGUUCGUAGACUUGAUGAAAGUGAUCAGUAUAGCCCUGACUCAAGUGAGUACAUGAGAACUGUAGAACAGAAGACCGCAUGAGGCAACAGUAUUGCCGAGACCUUGCUACUCACUUUGCUUAUGUCUGGGUCCUAGAAGACAACAGUGGUCACCACUGAGGGAGGAAGGAGGUAGGUGCUGGAAACAGUUUAUGGCUAGUAAAGGGGAGGUUAUGCCUUCCUGAAAGAAACACUUUGCUUCCACUGUUUAUAAUCAAUACCACCGUAAGUAGUAAAAUGUGCUUGCAAGGGCUUUGCUUCUCCCUUUUACACCCACAGGUGUUCUCCUCUUCCUCUUGUCUCACCUCCAUCCCUUUGUCCUUUGGAUGACAGUAUUCAGUUUUGCUAGAAUUACUGAAAAUCCUGAACUGGCUGUUUGGUUGAUUAAGAAUCUGAGUUAGAAAUAAGCCCAGGUAUUGAGAGCUAUAUUCCUGCCAGUCAAGUGAUUUUUUUUGUGUGUGUGGAUGUCCAUGUUGGCUAGAUUCGAAUGCAUGGUAUUAAAGUACGUACUGAAUUCAUUCUGUGCAACGAACCUGUGAUUGCACAGCUACUGAAAUAGCUUAAGUUUGAGUAAUCGUUGGCCUUCCAGAGACAGUCUGUUAUUGCUGCUUGCCCUGAACUGUUUUGUCCAUGCUGUGUUUGUGUCUCUUGAGACCGGUAGCCUUGGCACAGGUUGGGUACAUACGAGCUUGUGAAGUCCCAUCAUAGUCACUCAGGAUCUGCAUAGAGGAUCAGGAAGGACUGGAGACAAAAGAAACCCUAACUUUUUUAAUAUGUAUAAAAUUGUCUACUUGACCCUCAUAAUUGAUUUUGGCAGAAGGAUAUACUUUAUUAUAACUUAUUUUGUUGUUAUUUGUAAAUACAAGAUGUCUAUGGGAAAUAUGUAAUUCUGAGCUGUGUCUAUGGAACAAGCCACUGCACCAAAAUAUUUCAAAUAUUUAGAAUAGGCAGAUUUUCAGAUUUUUUAUUAAAAGGGACCUAAUAUGUAUUUAUUUACAUAUACCAUUCAAAUUUUGUCCAGCUCUUUCAUUAUACUAACCCAGCUUUUUAGGGAAUUUUAUAGCACAGGUAUUACAUAUAUAUUUUUAUAUAUAUAUGUCAUACUGUAAAUCCAUAACACAAUUUUCUAAACUUUCUGAUUAGCCAGUUCCUUGAGUGAAUUAAAGGGGGAGAGUGUAGGCAAAUUGCUUUCUGACUCGUUCAGGAAUAUGUAUCCAUGACAAUGCACCUGAACCAGAACUGUACAGCAUCCUUUUCAUAUUGUAUACAUUUUCUCUUUGAUGAAAAAAUGUUAACUAUUUUUGUUUAUGACUAAUUUAUUUUUUAUUAUUGUGAAAAAUAAAGUUAUUCAA